AUGGAAAGUAAAAUACAAGAAAAUGGAGACUUGCAUCAGAAUUUCAUUUACAAUUCAUUGAGCUAUGAUGGAUAUGAACGCUUUCAUGAUGAAGUGAUGGAGAACGUUUCUGUGAGCAUACAGUGCAGUGAAUACCAAGAAAUUGGAACUUCAACUUUAAACUUAAACAGUCAUAAGGAAAAAAUGAAGAUAAGCUUGUCGCAAGAGCAAUUACAGUUGAAUAACGAUGGAAGAAGUUGCUUGACAGUUCCUAGUAGUGCUUCAAGAAAAAUUCGCUCUACGGAAUCUCUCGGAAAUAGCAGAAGUGAAUCUACGAAAUUAGUGAAACUUGAAUUUCAACAACCAAUUGUGACAAAAGAGACAUCAAAGUUAAUUGCUGAAGAUAAUUUCAUUACUGUGACUCCUCCACAAGAUUCAGCCAAUGACAAUGAAGUCAUUUAUGCAAUUCCUACAAAAGGCAUUCACGAUUUAUCAAAAGAAACGCCAUACAAUUUAAUAAAUGAAAAGAAUGAAAUUAAAACUUCAAGUGCUUCUUUAACGCCAUUGAAAAGUAGCAAAAUUGCACCAACAUCAAUUGCUUCAACAACUGAAUUCAAUCAAGAUGUCAAGUAUUCAUUUUCAUUCUAUUGUAGUCUUUGCAAUAAUAUUUUCAACGAUCCUCGAACACUCGACUGUUUGCAUAGCUUUUGUGUUGAAUGUUUAGCACGUCUUGAUGCUUCCAAUGAUUUGGAAAAUAAUCAAUUUUGGCGGAAAAUCAGCGAUCAUAGUGACUUGUCUUGUAAGAAGUGA
Molecule: messenger RNA, 789 nt
Organism: Clunio marinus
Lineage: Eukaryota; Metazoa; Arthropoda; Insecta; Diptera; Chironomidae
Source: the annotation of a GenBank genome assembly